ACGUAUUGGACGCUAAGUUACCUAUUUCAAUACACCACACAACCAACCCCUCCAACGUCUUUUUUUCAACUCUCUCACAGCAUCACAACUUCUUCGACAAAAACUACAUAUACACAAAAUCAACUAAAACCAACAAUGUCCGCCCAAGAUAAGGCUCAACAAUACCUUGGCCAGCUCGACCGUGAGCUCUCCAAGUACCCCGCCCUCAACAACCUCGAGAAGCAGGCUGGUGUUCCCAAGGCCUAUGCCGCCAUCGGUGUCGGCGCUCUCUACUUCUUCCUCAUUAUCUUCAACCUCGGAGGCCAGCUUCUGACCAACUUGGCUGGUUUCGUCAUUCCCGGCUACUACUCUCUCGGUGCUCUCUUCAGCCACAACAAGGAGGAUGAUACUCAGUGGUUGACUUAUUGGGUCGUCUUCUCUCUUUUCACCGUGAUUGAAAGCUUCGUCCAGGUUGUCUACUGGUUCCCCUUCUACUUCGUCUUCAAGUUUAUCUUCCUCCUCUGGCUCUCUCUCCCUGCCUUCCGCGGUGCUGAGCUCAUCUUCCGAUCUUUCCUGGCCCCUACCCUCGGCCGAUACUUCCAGCAGACCGGCUCGACUGCUUCUGGCCUCCGUGCCAAGGCUGACGGCCUCGACAAGACCGAGUAAACGGUCUGCGAGGUUCAGCUUGAUCGCUAAGCUAACUCUUGCGAUUUAUCGCAUGCCCCGGAUCAAGCAAUUUCGGUACUAGGGGA
Fusarium redolens is the source of this 731-nucleotide messenger RNA. Its product is annotated as TB2/DP1, HVA22 family-domain-containing protein. The record is from RefSeq and is a predicted model, not a curated record. Bases 136 to 645 code for a protein of 169 amino acids. NCBI's taxonomy places the organism in Eukaryota, Fungi, Ascomycota, Sordariomycetes, Hypocreales, Nectriaceae. The transcript is spliced from 4 exons.